ACUGGGACACAGCCUUAACCGCGCGGGGAGGGAGGGUUUAACCAUUAACCGCCAUUAACCAUUAAGGCAGCUGUGCAGAGCCGGUACCGUACAUAAGGCGUGCGCACCGGCUUCCACGCCUCAGCCUGAGCGCGUUACCAAGAGGUGGACGAUACAUCCAGCCAGCCGCUGUUACUGAUCAUCACUCCGGGUUGUGCGCUUCUCCUCUCCGGACCGCUGACACUUAAAGGUGACUUUCCACACUGAUGGGAGGGUACUUCUCUGCAGCUGGUAAUUCAAUCCUCAUACUGCAGACCUUUAAAUAUCUCCCUUGAAAACCAGCCAGCAGCCACGUGGUGUAAGGUGAGACAUUUCCAACCCAGCACACCAACCAGUGAGCCUGACCAGUCCGUGCUGCGAUCUGCCCACUUCAGACCUCUGAUUUUAUUUUCUCUUUAGCUCACACAGAACUUUGAAGUGACUGCAGGGGAUUUCUGUGGUGAGUCCCCAAGCCUCUUGUUUUCUCUUCUCUUCUGUUUUGAACCAGCAUGCUUUCUUCUUUUUUUUGCUGGCCUACCCUGAGCACCUUGCAGUGAAUGGAGAACAUACUGGUUCUGCUCCCGAAGCACCGACAGGAACACGGGCUCUGCAGACACACGGCUGCAUGUGCCUUGCUGCAAGUUCUUUCCUACAGAGCAGUUUUCUCCUGGUCUUUAAUACCGACCCCCACUCCCUGCAAGCCUCUUUAAUGGGAUAAAUCAAUUGGACUGAUCAGGUUCAAAACCAGAUCAGGUGGCCCGUUCCAUUCUUACUUCCCCAAAACUGUUAGGCCAAGGCAACCUGACCUUUUCUUGUCAAGCCCAUUGUCUUCCAAAGGCUUCCGCAUGGUACUUUGGUCGAAAGAACAAGAUAAAGUCCCCGACAUCGACAUGUCCUCCGGGGCCAUUGAGAUGAAGAAAGAGGGAGGCCCACUGACUCCGGACUUCCUCAACUCCAACUGCUCCGUCCACCCAGUGAUCCUCACCAAGGGCCCCGAGGAGGUGAGCCCGGGGACAGGGGGUGAGUUUGAGCUCACAGAGGUGACAUCUUUCACGGAGAGGCCCAGUGAGACCGGGGAGGAUGAAGAGAGGUCGGAGAUUGUGGUGGCAAUGGACUGCCGGGCCAAUGCCAAAGGUCAGCGGGAGGAGGACGCUCUCCUGGAAAACGCAAGCCAGAGCAACGAGAGCGACGACACCAGCACCGACCAGAGCCCAGAACCACCUGCUCCCCUUAAAGAGACCUCCUUCUCCAUUGGCCUGCAGGUGGUGUUUCCCUUCCUGCUGGCCGGGUUCGGGACAGUGGCGGCAGGAAUGGUGCUAGACAUUGUCCAGCACUGGACGGUGUUUACGGAGGUGUCGGAGGUGUUCAUCCUGGUUCCAGCGCUGCUGGGGCUCAAAGGCAACCUGGAGAUGACGCUGGCCUCUAGACUUUCCACAGCGGCUAAUAUUGGUCAGAUGGACACAGCCAAGGACAUGUGGAAGAUGAUCAUGGGGAACUUGGCCCUCAUCCAGGUCCAGGCCACAGUGGUAGGGUUCCUGGCCUCCAUAGCAGCUGUGAUCUUCGGCUGGAUCCCAGAGGGACACUUCAGGCUGGGCCACGCCGUGCUGCUGUGCGCCUCCAGCGUGGCUACGGCCUUCAUCGCCUCGCUGCUGCUAGGGCUCAUCAUGAUUGGUGUGAUCAUCGCAUCCAGGAAAGUCGGCAUCAACCCUGACAACGUGGCCACGCCGAUUGCUGCUAGCCUGGGAGACCUGAUCACCCUGUCCCUGCUGGCAGGCGUCUCUACGGGACUGUACAAGGAACUGGAGUUCAAUGACUACGCCAACCCGUUGGUGUGUGCGGUGUUCGUGGCGUUGUGCCCCAUAUGGGUGCUGAUAGCCAGGAAGAUCCCCUCCACCAGAGAGCUCCUCUACUCCGGCUGGGAGCCAGUCAUCAUCGCCAUGGCCAUCAGCAGUGUUGGUGGCUUGAUCCUCGACAAGACUGUCACUAACCCGAACUUCGCCGGCAUGGCUGUCUUCACCCCGGUCAUCAACGGAGUGGGAGGUAACCUGGUCGCGGUUCAGGCCAGCCGAAUCUCCACCUAUCUGCACAUGAACGGUCUACCCAUGGGGGACCCCAACCCCACCCCCAGGAAGUGCCCCACGCCCUGCACCUCCUUCUUCGGCUCCUCUGUGAACUCUCGCUCGGCCCGUGUGCUCUUCCUCCUGGUUGCCCCGGGUCACCUCGUCUUCCUCUACACCAUCAACUCCCUGAGGGGCGGGCACACCACCCUGACGCCCAUCUUCAUUACCUUUUACCUUGCUGCUGCACUACUACAGGUGAUGAUCCUGCUCUACAUGGCAGACUGGAUGGUUCACUGGAUGUGGGGCCGAGGCAUGGACCCCGACAACUUCUCCAUCCCAUACCUGACCGCUCUGGGUGACCUGCUGGGGACCGGCUUCCUCGCCCUCUGCUUCCACAUGCGCUUUUUCAUCGGAGAUAAAGACACUGACUUGGGCAACUGAAUGCUUGAAUUGGCACACACAUUCACAGACAAACACACCAAACACGAAAAAACAAAUCACAUUCUGUACGCUUGCACCAACGGACUGAACAUUAUCACCGUAUGCCUGAACAUAAAGUGGACGUCGUCUACAAUAAAAGGGCUAAUCUCCUGUAGGGCUCCGACAGAUGGCGUCGUGCACUUGUAGAGCAGUUACGUUUCAUCUUCAGGACAUCAGGACACUGACGCACCACAGCAGGAACGCAAGAAUCCGGACAGUAUCUGCGUUUCACCUUUAGAAACCACUGAAUCACACAUAUCUGCACCUCCUCUGCACCAUGAUUGUUGGCAAAUAAUGACAUGGUAUGAUAUGAAUGAUAUGAAUCGAUAUCAUGCGCAGGACCAGUCCUCAUUAUUUUCAAUGGGGACGUUGGCCCUCCGGUUUGUAAGGAUCAAAUUCAAACACUUGAAACCAAGACAACAACAACCAACGGCAAAAAACCAACAGCAAAAGAUAAAAGUAUGUAUGUACUACUAUUUGCACAUAUAUAUAUAUAUAUAUGUGCGUGUUAUGUAUAUAUAUAUAUAUGUUCAAACAAGCUGAGAAUGCUUAAUCACCAAGUGCUACGUCAUGAACACAAUGAAUCUUAUGUCAAAUACAAAUUUAAAGUGUGUCAUUUCUGAUUUAGUGCAGAGGGCCAGCUGUUCUCUCUGUUUUGGCCUUGGGAACAUAGUGGGGGAGUUUUGGACGACAAACAUAACAAACCAGAUCCCUUUUGGUGUUGCUCUCAUCGAUGGAUGGCUUAAUUUGAACAGAAUUUCAACAGGAGCAGGACUGUAAUUCCUCUGCUUACUUCCCCUCAGUUCUGUGUUCGAGAUUUCGUCACAUCAGCUCUGAGGUCAGACCACAGUCCAGCAAACACUUCAGUCAGCCACUACCGGAGCGGAUCUUCCCUUUUAUUUUCUUGGCGUCUAAUUAACGUCUGUUUAAAUUUUUCAUUUAGUGGGAAUUGUGUGUUCAUUCACACAAUAUUAGCCCAUCUUAUUCCAUGGAGUUUACACUACUUUCUGGGCCAAAUCUACUUAAAAACUGCCAUCGUGCGAUACCCUGAGGGAAAUUCUUCUUUGUUUGAGUAAAUACGCAGAAACAGUGGGAAACAGUAUGUGGGACAAUGGCAGCACAGAUGUCAGUUAAGAAUGUGUCCAAGCACCUGACUCACAAAAACACACACUUCACUGUUUGCUGCAGCUCACAGUGGGGGGAGUUUAGAGAGGUCUGAUUUUACAGCGAGCCUUUCCAGGUGAGAAUCGCACCAGCCCCCCCCCUCACCCACCCAUCUGAAACCAUCUGCCAACUCUCUACUGGAGCAGGCUAGUUGUUGUUGUUGCUGUGUUACCUGAGUCAGACUUACAGUAAGUGACAAGAGGCUCAACAUGCUGCAGUGCACUGGGGACAACCUGCAGCGCUCAUCCGACUGAACGGCGUUGUGGCACAGAGUGUGAAAGUGCGUUAAGUUGCUUUAGCCAGGAUGUGCUCGGUUUCAGCUGGCGCAGUCUGACGUCAGAUAAAGGUACUGAUUACUGGUGUUUUGUAAGGAUGUUUGAUAUCUGUAGCUCUUUCAUUUGACAAUUUUAACUGUUGGAGUCCUACAUCAAUUAAAGACAGACUAAUGAAGUCAUGUCACAUCGGCUGCAGGAAGUCGUGGCAAACUUUUCCAGUAUUUAACUGUAGGUAUUUGGUUUUUAUUUAUUCUCCAGAAGAUUAACUUAGUUCUUAGAGCUGAUCAGGGGUCCAGUCUCAAAACAGAGACAGUCUCGGUCAUACCAGCGUAUAGAACAUUUAAUUUAAAUCUAAACACUUCAUUUGUGCCGCCUCUGUCAGCGUAUGAACAGCUUACAGAAAAGGAACGAUUUGCAGACAGUUGAAGUUGAUGGCAGAAAUCCAUCUUUUAAAUGAGCUGUAUUGCCUUUAGUUCUCAAAGCUAGCAAGCUGGCUGUCAGGUAGGAAGUGUUGUUAGUUUGGAGAACUUGAAUCCCCCUCCAGUAACUCUUUACUGAGUGAAAUGAUGUACAAUCUUGAGAAACAAAAUGCAGAGGGGAGCAGAAAGGCACAGUACCUCGAAGGUUGUUGUGAAUGGGCACUGAGGAAGAUGUCAGUAUAGUUAUUUUUUCCAGUUUCUGUGGAGAUGUUUAGAGUUAAAUUCUGGCACAACAUGUUUUAUUCCCCACUUGUCACACAUUAAGGUGAUAGAAUAACUAAUAAUAAUCUCUCUGGGAGGGGAGACCUUUUGAAAAUGUUAAAUCAAAGGGCAAAAUUGUACUCACGUGUCAGUUUUCAACUUUAGUGUGUACACACACACACACACAUACACAAGCUGUCUGCCAGACUUUGAGAAUCAGCUGACCUGAGCUGACUCUUAUUUUGAAGGCUCACAGGUGAGGAGGAGGAGGAGAAUGCAAAAGGAAGCCACUAGCCAUUUGAACAGACUGUACCAAGUACAGACGUUGGCCCAGAAGUAAAGCCCAGCGUCUUAGGAGAAACUUUCAUGUGAUACUCGACUUAUCCCACGUUUAUCACACUUCUGUGCUGUUUCCAAGGGGCCAGCAGAAUGCAUGUGCAGGGCACAUAGUGUGAAUGUGCAAAACUUGAUUAUUUUAUCUUUUUCUUCCUGACUGAAUGUGUUGAUUAAAAUUGUGAUUUUUUUCUAUUCCUUUCUGUAAUCUUUUUAACUCUUCAAGAAUAUUGUUUUGUGUCAUGAACUUUCAUCAAACAAACAAACAAACAAACAACCACUGUAAAGAUGAAGAAACUUCUCCACGCCACACAGUACUGUAAUAUGCAAAACAGACAGCAGGUGGCACCGCAGGGAUUGUGUUAACUGUUCACCGUCUCAGUUCAUCUCUCUGUGUCCUCUGGAUUUAAACCCACACGUUUAUCCGCAGUGAUUUAUUGUGUCUUCUUUUCUACAGUGUUUGACUUGUUGUAAAAGUUGCAUCCUUCCAUCUGUUCACUUUCAGACUGUAUCCUCCACUCUCUUUACUGAGCAGGUUCCGGCGUUCUGCCUCUGUGUCAAUGGAAAGUUGUGAAUACUUCUAUAAGGGGGCAAGUAAUGCUUUGUCUAUUUAUUUUUAGAAACACACAAAGCAAAUUGUACAUAUGAUAUUUAUUCUAUAUAUAAGGUUGUUUAUUUUGUCAUUUCAUUUUGGCUCCGUUUCGUUGUCACCAUGUUGAUGUCAUUUCUUCCUCUUUUAUGCUUUUUUUUUUUCUUUGCAAAAGGCCAGUAGAGCUUUUUGGUGCAUGCCGCGAUAGUGGAGCGGCGAGCAGUGCCUAAUGCCCGUCUUUACACACCUCACACAUAUGCGCACACACCCUGUCUCACGCAGGGAGAGCAUACUUAUAAGACAUAGAAUGGCCUUAACCUGUCAGAGCCAAGCUCAAGUCAGAGUAACCAAUCAGGAGCAAGGUUUGCCACAGAGUAGCGUCUCUUUAAUUAGCUUUGAUUAAUAAAAGAUCUACAGUAAGUUGAUUGUAAUGUGUAAUAUGAUAAUGACUUUAUAUGAUGCAGCAGUGCAGAGGGGGGCUGGUGGCAUCGGUCACAAGCUUUUGGUCACAUGAUUGUGCAAAAAUUAGGACUUGGAGGUGGGAAAACCUCAAGGCCGGUUGUAUCGGGCAUCUGAAAAGUCUGGAGUCAAGUAAGAGCUGAAUCUGAACCAGGAAAGCAGAAAAAAACAACGUGACAAAAUGCACAAUGUUACUUGAUUCCAGUGUGUAAAACAGCCGGCCUUCAAAACCCUUCACCAGUCUGCUGCCUUGUUAACCUCAGUGCUUCAAAGCGUUGAGCUCCUGGACUCACAGGAAACCACACUGAUCCUCAGGCUGCCAGCGUCCACAUCAAGAUCAAGCCUUUGACUCAAACUUCCGCCUGUCCCAGUCAGCCCCGCCACCUCUGAGAAACUGAUGCAAAAACAUGCAGUCUUACAAGGGACUGAGAUCUUUUGAAUUUCUGUUAGUCCCUCCGUGAGUCUGGAGGAAGGUUUUCUCCCUGCAGGACUUUGUAAAUUGCUGGAAAUAAAGGACUAUAUUAUUUCAUACCA
Molecule: messenger RNA, 6592 nt
Organism: Scatophagus argus
Lineage: Eukaryota; Metazoa; Chordata; Actinopteri; Scatophagidae
Gene: slc41a1
Product: solute carrier family 41 member 1
Exons: 11
Coding region: 864-2519 (551 amino acids)
Biological process (GO): monoatomic cation transport
Cellular component (GO): plasma membrane
Molecular function (GO): monoatomic cation transmembrane transporter activity
Source: RefSeq, a predicted model, not a curated record